GUAGCUACAGGAUAUCAGUAUCAGCAAGUCAACAUCAGAAAUCGAUCAAUAAAUCUCCAUCGUUGCUCUUGUUUUCUUUCAGUGUUUCAAAGCAACUCGCUUCCUUCUUCCGAUCUGGUAUCAUCUUCUUCGCUUCCUUUUUCCUUUGUUGUUUUUACGGUAAUUAAUGGCGGAAACCGGCGGUUCUUCCUUGUAUAGUUGCAGAAACUGCCGAAAUCCACUUGCGUACGCCGAAGAUCUCUUAUCUAAAACUUUCAAGGCAAAAUCGGGAGCGGCUUACAUGUUCUAUCAUGCAAUGAACGUUGUGAUUGGGCGAAGGGAAGACAAACUGUUAAUUACCGGUAAUUUUAGCAUAGCUCCUGUUUAUUGUAGUAAGUGCGGAGUGGAGCUCGGCUGGAAAUAUAUUCAGGCUUAUGAGCGAAGCCAAUGGUACAAGGAAGGCAACUUUAUUCUCGAGAAAUUGAAGAUAAUCGAGGAAUUCGCCUGAUAUUUUGGCAUAUAUGCGUCUCUCUCUAUAUAUAUAUAUAUAUCGUAAUAUGUGUGACAUACACAUAUAUACAUGCAGAAGAAACUAUGCCACAUGUGAAAUUUAUUACCGUUAAAAAAAGGUGUUGAUAAAUGAUUGUAUUUUUCACUUAUCUAUGAAGCUAUUCUAGUAAAUUUACACAA
Messenger RNA from Carica papaya (papaya), 669 nucleotides. RefSeq names its product protein yippee-like At4g27740. Lineage: Eukaryota; Viridiplantae; Streptophyta; Magnoliopsida; Brassicales; Caricaceae. The record is from RefSeq and is a predicted model, not a curated record.